AUGAUCGGGCGUUUAAUGCAGUCGGUCAGCCAAAUGGGCCGCCGUUUGUUGGCCAACCCCACCGUCCAACAACAGCGCGGCUUCAAAGUGAAGAAAUUCCCGAAACUCCGCUGCGAACAUUGCUAUUUCAUCCGAAUCGACGGCCGCCUUCAUGUGGAAUGUCAUGCCGCCCCCAAGCACAAACAACGCGAAGAAUUCGACAUCAAAACUCUUUGGUAA
Molecule: messenger RNA, 219 nt
Organism: Bursaphelenchus xylophilus (pine wood nematode)
Lineage: Eukaryota; Metazoa; Nematoda; Chromadorea; Rhabditida; Aphelenchoididae
Source: the annotation of a GenBank genome assembly